Molecule: messenger RNA, 5934 nt
Organism: Closterium sp. Yama58-4
Lineage: Eukaryota; Viridiplantae; Streptophyta; Zygnematophyceae; Desmidiales; Closteriaceae
Source: the annotation of a GenBank genome assembly
AUGACAAUGCGAGUCAGCCCUGUUAUACACCUGUCCUUCCUUUCUCCCAUGUACACUCUCCAGCACGCGGACGGGUCGGAGGAGGCGGUGCAGCUGAAGGUGCUGCAGACAGUGCUGACGGUGCUGCAGUCGCAGCUGCACCCCAAAGAUGAGGAGAGCAUGGCCAUCAUCCUUGGCAUCUGCCUUCGUCUCGCAGGCAGCACACGGCAGCUGGACUGUGUUCACAGCACGGCGACAGCAACGCUGCGGCAAGCCAUAGCGCUCAUCUUUGACAGAGCUGCCAGCAGUGAGGGCCUGCCCGUGCAUUCCGCCCCCCGCCAGGCCAACCGCGUGUGGAACACCUCGGAGCCGGGCGACAUCAGCCGCAUCGUCAUGGCCUCCCGGGCGACGGAGGGCGAGGGGGCGGGGCGGGGGGUGGGGGAGGAGCUGGAGACGGUGGUGCUGAAGGAGCGCGUGGACGACCUCUCACCCGCUGCUCGCAUGGGCCUCCGCCUGCUGGAAGACCUUGCUGCCCUCGCUGCUGGCCAACAGGCGCAGUGGCUGCACGUGCCAUCACUGCAGCGCACGUUCGCCCUGGAGAUGCUGGAGUACGUCGUCUCCCACUAUGCCACGCUCUUCCGCCGCCUCUCUCCCUACCAGCAGGUGCUGCAGCACAAGCUCUGUGCUCUCGUCAUGACGUCACUGCGCUCCACAGGCUCUGAGGAGGGGGAUGUGGGCGAGCCAGGGUACCGGCGGUUGGUGCUGCGAUGUGUGGCCACCCUCGUGCGCCAGCACCACGCCCAGCUCACCACUGAGUGCGAGGUGUUUCUGCUGAUGCUGGUGAAGAGCGUGGACCAGGACCUGCCUCUCUGGCACCGCAUCCUCGUGCUCGAAGUGCUCCGGGGCUUCUGUGUCGAACCAGGGACCCUUCAACUCAUAUUCAAUCUGUUUGACAUGCAGCCGGGCAACAGCAGCAUAGUGGAGGAGAUGGCAGUGGCGCUGGCGCAUGUGGUGCAGAGCGUGCAGGUGCCAGACUCCAGUGAGGAGAGUCUAGCUGCAGUUGCCGGCAUGUUCAGCAGCAAGGCCAGAGGUGAUUAUCCUUUAACCCUCACUGCUGUGCCGUCUCUCACUGUAAGCCGUGCAGGCUACAAUUUUAAUGCGUAUGUGCGUGCCAUGUGGUGUGUGGCAGCAGGGGUGGAGUGGUCCAUGGACUUUGACUGGGCGGGCAGCGCAGUGGUGGCGGCCAGUGAGGCGCACGCCAUAACGCUGGCGGUGGAGGGGCUGCUGGGCAUCGUCUUCACCAUCGCGCUGCUCACCGACGACGCCAUGGACCACUCGCUCCCCCACUCCUCCUCAAUGCCCAACUCCCCCCUCGCGACGCGCAAGCAACCGCACGCUCAGACCAUGGGCCAGGGCGGUGGGACUGCUGCCACAGAUGGUGCUGCAGGGGGUGGUGCGCGCCAGAGCGAGGAGAGGACAUCACCCGUGGACCCCCCCUUCCCACGGGUGCCAGGGCAGCACUCUGCCUUGCUGGCCGAGUCUGCCUCCCAUGCGCCCUCCCCAGGGCUCACUCGCGGCCUGCUGGCCCUGCUGGGCGGCAUGCAGGAGGAGGGCGGUGGGGGCGAGCUGAUGAAGAAAGGAGAUCAGAAAGAUGAGGAUGCGGAGAGCAGGGGCAGCAGUGCAGAGGGGCGGGUGCGCGGAGCACUGGAGGAGCUGUGUGUGCGCAUGGUGGAUGCCGUGUGGAAGACCGUGCUCGAUGCCCUCUCCAUCAUUCUUGCUCGCGCGUACCUGUCGCCCAUGAGGUCGCUGGACGCAUUGCUGGGCGUGGAGUCACGGGGCGACCUGCUCGCCUCCUCCAUGGGCUCCGCUGCUGCCGCCUCUGCUGCUGCCCUGGGGCAGGCCGUGCCUGUGCUCACACCCAAGAACAUGCACGCCCUGCGCACCCUCUUCAAUGUCUCGCACCGCCUCUGCGCUGUGCUUGGACCGUCCUGGGAACUGGUGAUGGAGACUCUGGCUGCCCUCGACCGCACCAUCCAUUCGCCAUACGCCACCAGCCAGGACGUAUCAACAUCAGCAUCAACGCCAGCAGCAGGGUCACGCGGGUCCAAGGACACAGGCGCGCCCUCCUCACAGCAGUCCGACUUCUCCGUGCUCGCCACCCUCGAUGCACAAAGCACGGUGCACAUGGACACAGCGGCCGUGCUGGCCCUGCUGGCGGCGCUGCGAGUGGUGUCCAACCGCGCUCUGCACUCCGUCACCACCGGCCUCGGCAUCGCUGCCUCGGGCUCCUCCGCUGCUGCUGCCGCCGCUGGCACGUCUGCUGCUGCAGCUGCCGUGGCGUCUCCUCUCACCACGGGCGCGCUGCCGUCGACGCUCAAGAUGUUUGCCGUGGAGCGCAUGCUGUCCGUGCUCACCCACAACAUGCACCAGGUCAAGGCAGGCGCUCUGCGCAUCCUGCUGCACAUGCUGGAGGUGAGUCCGGCGCAAUCCAUUAGCAAACCGUGGCAUGUUCUCUUUCUCUUCUUUCCCCUCUCCCUUCCUCCUUCGCUCUCUUCCAUUCUCUCUCAGUCCAUUGCUGAUGCCCUUUUGUGUCCUCUCUCUCAUCUGGUAUUCUGCACUGCCCCUCCCUUCACUGCCUGUCUGCAGCGCCAUGGGGAGAAGCUGCACUCCACAUGGCCCACUGUGCUCCACCUCCUGAGGUGUGUGGAGGUGGUGGGGGCGUUUGCGGGGCAAGUGGCGGAUGUGAACAUCUCUCUCACGGCAGUGGGGCUGCUCUGGACCAUGGCUGACUUCUUUGCUCGCGGCCUCGACCAUGCCACCACCACACACCGCACUGCCACCUUUUCCACACUACUCAACCAGUGUGACCUCCCCUCCUCCUCCUCGACAUCCUCUGCAGCAGCCCCUCUCACCUCCGCCUCCCCUGCCACAUCUCUUCCAUCAACGGCGCCAGCAGCAGCAGCAGCAUCAGCACUGAAGCUGCCAGCGUCAGCCACGCCCUCCACCUUCACCAGGAUACACAGAAAGCCGGCUCACACAGACGCAGGGGGGACCAAACGGGGAGAGGGGGGUGAAGGAACGGAUGGGGGGGGAGGGCAGGGGAGGGGAUCUGGCAGUGGGAGGAUGUUGGACGAGCGCAGCAGCGCACUGCUGCUGGCGGUGCUGUGUGUGAUGGAGGCACGUGCCAAGGACGGGCGGCCGGAGGUGCGCAAUGCUGCGAUGCGCACGCUGUUCCAGACGGUGGUCAGCCACGGCGCCAAGCUGCCCCCUGCCUCCUGGCGCCACUGCCUCUGGGACCUCAUCUUCCCCCUCAUCGACUCCGUUCGCUCCCUUGCAGCCACGGCGUCGAGAGACGAGGCGCCGGGGACGGAGAUAGGGCGGCAGGGGGGGAGGAGUGUGAUGAUGCUGGUGCACCACAGCCGCAACACGGCGCAGAAGCAGUGGGAUGAGACGCUCGUCAUGGCGCUCAAUGGCCUUGCUAGGCUCAUCCGCGCCUUCUUCCCCCUGCUGCAUACCAUGGACAACUUCCGGGAAGUGUGGGGCGCGCUGCUGCAGUUCGUGGAGGAGGGGGUGCUGGCGGGCAGCAGAGAAGUCAGUGCUGCUGCUGCCAGCACCCUGCAGACCAUCAUGCUCACACAUGCCACCAAGGGCAGCAUCCCGCGGCACUACUGGGACAGCAGCAUGGACGCGUACGAGCUGCUGCUAAGGGACAGCACGGCGCCUGCCUCUGUGGUGGCGGUGCGCACGAGGCAGAAGCUGCUGGAGGACCUGGCGGAGGUGUACAGCACGGCGGGCCUCGCCUUUGAGGACCACGACUACCUGCGCCUGCUCGCCUGCGUUGAUGUCAUGGCGCGCUGCCCCGUGCUGCCCUCUGAACCCCCUCCCCUCGCUGGCACGCUGCCCCAGGUGCAGCGCACGGUGCUGGAGGUGCUGCCGCGCCUGCAGCCCUCAGCGCACGCGCAUCUGUGGCCCGCACUGCUGCAGCAGCUGCUGGCGUACCUGCCGGGCGGGGACCGCCUGCUGUGCCCGCACUGCCGCGUGCCGCCGCGCUUCCUGUCCGAUGCCUCCCAACGCCACGCCCCCAAGGUUGCCCUCGCUGCCGCUGCAGGGGGUGUGGACGGCAGGGGGGGGAGCAGCGGCGCUGGUGAAGGAAGAGAAGAAGGAGAAGGAGAUGAUGGUGGGGAUGCGGGCGGAGCAGGCAGCGAGGAAAUCGAUAUUCAAGGAGGGGACGCGGAGGGUGCCACACAAACUGCCAGCAACGGCAGUAGCAGCCGGACGGCAUCAUUCGGGCUAUCGCUGGGCGGCAAGGUGCAGCUGUUUGCGCCGGCAGCGGUGUACGUGCCGACGUCAGGCAACCCCACGGGGUCGUUCAUGCUCAGCUACCCCGUCACGGCGCCCGGCGCCCUCUCACCCGCUCUGCAGGACCGCGUGGUGGCACUGCUGCUCGAGCUCUUCCUCAACGCGCCCCCCGAGGCCAGAGACACCGUCCUGCCCGACCUCGUUGCUGCUCUCGGCAGGUGUAUGCUCAUCCGCCGCACGUCGCCUGACCUUCAGCUGUGGCGCACGGCCGUGGCCACGCUCUCAGACAUCCUCAAACACGCCCUCCUGCCUGACCCCCCUCUCACACCACACGCCAAUCAUACCUCUCCUGACCCUCAGUCCCCUGCACACCCACCGUCUCCCACGCAUGCUUCUUCCACACACCACCACACCAAGCACCAGCAUGAGGCACAUAAGGAAGUAAGUAAGGAAGGCAACGGUGCAGUUGGCAGCAGCAGUGAGGGGGGGAGGGCGCGGCAGCGCAUGUGGCAGGAGCUGGCAGCGGUGGUGGAGCAGUUCGUGCUCGGCACAUGCGGCACCGCCCUGCUCCCAGACCUCCCCCUCUCACCCGCCCAGCCCUCACCAGCACCACCCCCAGGCCAUUCCCCCCGGCGCUCCCCCAGAGUGGGGGGAGGGGAGGGCGCAGGGGGCAGUCCGCGGAGACAAGCCGCCCCUGGCAGCGGCGGUGGCAGCGGGGCAGGGCGGGCCCCAGGGGCGGGGGGAGCAGCCGUGCCUGCUGGGAGGGGGGCGGGGGAGGCAGAGAGCAGCGAAUGGGGCACAGGCAGCGAGGGGAGGGGUGGAGGAGGCGUGGGCAGCAGUGGGUGGGCGGGGGAGGCGGGGUCGACACGGGGAGUGUCGGAGCUGCUGACUCGUGAGGUGGUGGAGGCGGAUGAAAUGCUGGAGGCUCUCUUCCUUGACACCCUCUGCACGCGCGUGCUCACCCACUGCUAUGACGCGCCCCAAAAGGAGAGGGAGCGGCUGGUGGCAGUGCUGGAUGCGUGUGCUGCACGCACCAGCGCGCUGCCCCUGGCUGCUGCAGCCGCGCUGCCAACCCACUGCGCGCGCUUCUCCCUCGCCUGCCUCUCCCGCCUCUUCAUGCUCGCAGGGCAAGGCCGUCCAGAGGACACGCUGGCAUCGUCGUCGGUGGCGGUGGGGCGGCUGGUGCUGCCUCGCCUCGUGGCGCGCUGCCAUGCCAUCCUGCACUGCUUUACUCAAGACUCCCUGCAAGCAGGCUCAGCAGCCAUGCCGGCGGUGCGGCUGGCGGAGAUGCUGCUGCUGCUGCAGGAGCUGGUGCGCCUCGUGCUGCACCCCCUCGUCGCUGCCGCAGUAGACGUGCCCAUCGCACCCAAGGCCACUGCCGAGGCGCACGUCACAGCACAGGCAGCAGCAGCCGGGGACACGCUCACGAGGGGUGAGGUGGAGCGGGCGUGGGAGCGGGACAGCGCAGCGCCGCGGUUUGUGGACAGCGAGGGGCGGCAGCUGGGGUGGCAGAGAGCGCACCUGCUGCUGCUCUACUCGCCCCUCUGCGACCUCGUCUUCCUCCGGGAUGCAGACCUGUCCAACCUGUGUGCCAUCAUAUUUCGACUGAUAGGCAAUGAACUGGGCCUGCUCAGACACGCAACCCCACACCACUAG